ACUGACCAGCCUUAUUAUCUCCCUAGGGACAACCUUUCUCUGCCGUUAGCGGGAACUGAGACACAGCCUGCAUCAGCUACCCCAGCCCUACCACCCUCGCUUCUUAGCAUGCUAGACCCAGCUCACCUGGGACUCCCUGAGCAACUGGCCUCUGUGACUGUCCCUAUCCGCCUGGACACUCUGUCUUACCUCCUACACACUGCCCUGCUGGGGACCUACAAGUUCCAACAGUCUCUACCCCCUUGCUCCUGCUCUGUGCAGCCAUACCACAACUCACCACACACAGUCAGGAGACCUCCCAGGAAAUGGGACCAGGCCUCUGGGGGCUGGGAGGUUCAGAGCAGGCCUUCCAGGGGCAGGGGCCGGGGCCGCGGCCAGUCCCGAUGGUGUCCUGGGAGAGCCAAAGAGUUUGAGAGGAGCAUGGCUGGAGGCCCUGGGGCUGGCCCCAAGACCCAACCAGUGACACCACCAUCCCAGGAUAGGCAGAAGGAAGCUGGAGCCCUGGAACCAUCCCCACCUCCAGCGCCUUUGUCUGAAGACUGGGAGACAGACUACUAGGACCCCAAAGAGCAUCUGGUACUUGGCCACCCAAGGGUUCCUUCCAAGAGCUCACAGAGUUCUUAAUCCUUCAGAGGUACUCCUAAGAAAUAUCAUCUCUACAGCCUUCCCAGCCUCCAUACUACAGCCUCUGAAGGU
Molecule: messenger RNA, 696 nt
Organism: Microtus ochrogaster (prairie vole)
Lineage: Eukaryota; Metazoa; Chordata; Mammalia; Rodentia; Cricetidae
Gene: C23H19orf84
Product: chromosome 23 C19orf84 homolog
Source: RefSeq, a predicted model, not a curated record